CUCUUUGUCCGAGAGAGUGUGACUUGAGGAGAACUGAGAAAGCGAAAAAAAAAAAGAAAAGCUCCUACUAUUGCCUGUGAGUCAAGAAAGCAAACAAACAAGUGACCAGCCCAAAGAAUCAGAAGCCUUUUUUUUUUUUUUCUUUCUGAAGAGCAAAACAACCCAUUUUCUUGUAGCUACCAUUCUUGAGUUGAAAUUCUGAAACCAAAAGCAUGGAUUUCACGUUACCUCUCUUCGUUUUCUUUAUUCUCUUCACAACUCAGUUUUGUUUCAAUGCAAGUACUGAGCUGAGAGCACUCAUGGAUAUGAAAGCUGCUUUAGACCCCGAUGAGAAGUACCUAUCUUCAUGGACCAGCAAUGGUGACCCUUGCGAUGGUUCUUUUGAAGGCAUUGGUUGUAACGAGGAAGGACAAAUAGCCAACAUUUCUUUGCAAGGGAAGGGGCUAUCUGGCAAGGUCUCACGAGCUAUUGCUGGGCUUAAGCACUUGGCAGGCCUUUACUUGCAUUACAACUCUUUGUACGGAGAGAUUCCAAGAGAAAUAGCUGACUUGACUCUGCUUAGUGAUUUAUAUUUGAAUAUGAAUAAUCUCUCUGGUGAGAUUCCUCCUGAGAUUGGUAACAUGGGUAGCUUGCAAGUGUUGCAACUCUGUUAUAACGAGCUCACAGGAAGUAUACCGACACAGCUGGGAUCUUUGACGAAGCUUAAUGUUCUUUCUCUACAGUCCAAUCAACUUACUGGUGCAAUCCCUGCAAGUUUAGGGGAUUUGAGUUCAUUAAUGAGACUUGAUUUGAGCUUCAAUCGUCUCUUUGGUUCAAUCCCUUUGAAACUAGCUGAUGCUCCUCUGCUUGAAGUUCUAGACAUCCGGAACAAUUCUCUUUCUGGCAUUGUUCCUCUAGCCCUUAAGAGACUGAAUGAUGGAUUCCUGUUUCAAAAUAAUCUGGGACUAUGUGGGUCUGGUUUUUCAUCACUGAAACCUUGCAAUGCUUCUGAUCAUAUUAAUCAAAGCAGACCUGAGGUGUAUGGCCCGGGGGCUACUGGUCUUCCUAGAGAAAUACCUGAGACAGCAAAUCUGCAGUUGCCUUGUGAGCAAACUCAGUGCUCAAAGCCGUUGAAAUCACAAAGUGGUCCUAUUCUUGUUGGCCUGAUCGUUGUCACAGUUGCAUUAUUAGCUAUAGGAAUCCUCACAUUCACACAAUAUCGUCGCCGGAAACAGAAGCUUGGUAGCUCAUUUGAAAUUUCUGAUAGCCACCUUAGCACUGAUCAAACGAAGGGGGUUAACAGGAAGAAUGGCUCUCCACUCAUUAGCCUUGAGUAUGCUAAUGGUUGGGAUCCUUUGGCUGAUGGCAAGAAUUUCUGUGGCUUUGCCGAAGAUGUCCUUCAAAGCUUUAGAUUCAAUUUAGAAGAGGUGGAGACAGCGACUCAGUACUUUUCAGAGGUAAAUUUAUUGGGGAAGAGUAACUUUUCUGCAACCUAUAAAGGGGUUCUGAGGGAUGGAUCUGCUGUUGCUAUUAAAAGUAUUGGUAAAACUAGUUGCAAAUCUGAUGAUGCACAGUUCUUGAAGGGAUUGAAUAUUUUGGCUUCAUUGAAGCAUGAGAAUUUAGUGCGAUUGAGAGGAUUUUGUUGUUCAAAGGCCAGAGGAGAGUGCUUUCUCAUUUAUGAUUUUGUCCCCAAUGGUAAUUUGCUGCGCUAUCUUGAUGUGAAGGAUGGUGAUAGCCGGGUCCUGGAAUGGCCCACCAGAGUUUCCAUCGUUAAAGGCAUAGCCAAAGGUAUAGCAUAUUUGCAUGGCUACAAAUUAAACAAACCCGCUCUCAUUCACCAAAAUAUUUCAGCUGAAAAAGUGCUCAUUGAUCGGUGGUUCAGUCCACUGCUUUCAGAUUCUGGCUUGCACAACCUCCUUACCAAUGACAUUGUCUUCGCAUCACUCAAGGCCAGUGCUGCUAUGGGUUACCUAGCUCCUGAAUACGCUAGUACUGGCCGUUUUACUGAGAAGAGUGACGUUUAUGCAUUUGGAGUUCUUGUUUUCCAAGUCCUUUCUGGUAAACGAGAAGUCGCCAGCGUGGUCAGACUUGCAGCUGAAUCUUGCAGAUUCCAGGAUUUUAUUGACCCAAAACUCCAAGAUAGGUUCUUUGAAUAUGAAGCAGCUAAACUUGCAAGAAUCGCUUGGCUUUGUACUCAUGACUCUUCAAUAGAAAGACCAUCCAUGGAAGCAGUCGUUCAAGAACUGGGUAACUGCAGUAGCUGUCUCUAGUUUCUUCAAUCCUUACCCUACCAAAUUUUCUAAUGGUGCUCAUAAGCAGGAGAUGAUGCGUCACUAACUGUUAACUCUCACUGGGGAUGAAAGGAGCAUGCUUAAUUUGUGUCCUCUUGCUGAGGACUAGGCCUUUUAAGUGUUGUGCAGUAUUCAGGGAUUUUGUAGGGGAUUUUCAUGUGAAAUCAACCUCAGUCUUUGGAAAUUUUGUAGAGUGAUGGAUUUUCUUCCAUUAGCAGAACCGUUGUCAGUUGUAACCCUACUUAAUAUUCAUUUCCAAGGUUUCUCUAGGCUCUUGCUUAUCCGUGUGUGUUUAUUUUAAGCAAUGCCAAAAUCGUCAAUAUGGAACAAAAGAUAAGAUGGAACAAAACACUGGCGGUAAUGUACAAACAA
Molecule: messenger RNA, 2642 nt
Organism: Durio zibethinus
Lineage: Eukaryota; Viridiplantae; Streptophyta; Magnoliopsida; Malvales; Malvaceae
Product: proline-rich receptor-like protein kinase PERK8
Biological process (GO): protein phosphorylation
Molecular function (GO): ATP binding; receptor serine/threonine kinase binding; protein kinase activity
Source: RefSeq, a predicted model, not a curated record